CGUCAUAAGGUUUGUAAUGGUGAUACGAAGAAACGCCUUUAACGCGUGUUUCUGUAUACUUUCAGUUCACUUCAGUUUUAAAUCUCAUUUUAUGUAACACAGACUGUUAUUAGUAUUAGGUUAUAUCAUUCUAGUAAGGUAUCGUAAUGUUUUCUGCGGGCCCUAAUUACGGAAAAUUAAAAACAAACUUACGUCUGGCAAUUAAUCGCUUGAAGUUGCUUGAGAAGAAAAAGACGGAAUUGGCUCAAAAAGCAAGAAAAGAAAUUGCCGAUUAUAUAUCCAGUGGAAAAUAUGAGAGAGCGAAAAUUCGUGUAGAACAUAUCAUUCGAGAAGACUACCUUGUUGAAGCUAUGGAAGUGGUAGAAAUGUAUUGUGACUUACUGUUAGCAAGAUUUGGACUAAUACAACAGAUGAAAUCUCUUGAUGAGGGAUUGGCUGAGGCUAUUUCCAGUAUGUUGUGGGCAACACCUCGACUCCAAACAGACGUGGCUGAGCUGAAGGCUAUUUCAGACCAGUUGACUCUAAAAUAUGGAAAACCUUAUGCCCAGGCUGCAUGUGAGAAUGCAUUAAAUACUGUAAAUGAGAAGCUUGUCCACAAACUCAGUGUUCAGGCCCCACCCAAAAUACUUGUAGAAAAGUAUUUAAUUGAAAUUGCCAAGAGCCAUAAUGUACCCUAUGAACCUGAUCCUGAUAUCAUGAAAGAAGAUGAGGUAAUGGCUGCAGAAGCAUCACAGGACACAUUGAUUAAUUUUGAUGGUAAUAAUAGUGGUCCUAAUUACCUUCCAGGAGGAGGAAUGAGCUAUCCAGCUAUGCAGUAUCCUUCAAGCCAGCCAGUAUCACAACCUUUUCAAUAUCCUCCUGCUCAUGUUAAAAACCCCAAUGUUGCACCCCCACUGCCAAAUAUGGCUCCAAGUGGACCAUAUCCAUCAACAACAAGCGCACCAAUUGGCUUCAAUCUUCCACCUAACUAUGACUUCAGCCCUGCACCAUCAUAUGACAGUAUUGUUAACAGUAAACCUGAGGAUCAAAUUAAAGGUGUCCAGGGACAUGAUUCAAAUCAGAAAGAACCAAAUGGUAAACCAAAACCUAAACCAAGGACCAUGUUCCCUACUGAUACACUACCAGAACUUCCCUCAGUCCCAACAAACAGCCUUCCAAACACAGAUUCUUCCCAUAAUCCUAAAGCUGGAGAAGAAUCUGUGGAUUUCGAUGACCUGACUAGACGCUUCGAGGAGCUUAAAAAGCGAAAGUAAUGGACUACCAUAUUAAAACAUAUAAUUCUGAUAACUGGAAAUUAGUGUCUAAUCUGCUUUUCAUUAAUGCUGUUUCUUAACUUUCUGUAUCAUACUUAAUAAAUUUUACAUAAGCAAAGGAUUGUUUUAAUCAUUCAUCAUGAUUGUGCAAGAAAGUCAGACUUGUAAAGUAUUCUUAUGCAUAAAAAUCUUAAUUUUUAAUAUGCUUUGAUACUCCAGUAUACAAAUUUCAUACCUGCAUUACAUUAUUUUGUAGAAAUAUAUUACUUCAUCCUAAUAAUUAUUAAUACAUUUUAGUUGUGAAUAAUUCUGUAGCUGUAUAUUAGUUAUUAAAUAAUGACCA
Limulus polyphemus (Atlantic horseshoe crab) is the source of this 1596-nucleotide messenger RNA. Its product is annotated as IST1 homolog. Gene Ontology annotation, biological process: protein transport. Lineage: Eukaryota; Metazoa; Arthropoda; Merostomata; Xiphosura; Limulidae. The transcript is spliced from 4 exons. The record is from RefSeq and is a predicted model, not a curated record. Bases 147 to 1253 code for a protein of 368 amino acids.